Messenger RNA from Sycon ciliatum, 2428 nucleotides. RefSeq names its product crooked neck-like protein 1. Lineage: Eukaryota; Metazoa; Porifera; Calcarea; Leucosolenida; Sycettidae. Gene Ontology annotation, cellular component: precatalytic spliceosome; Prp19 complex; post-mRNA release spliceosomal complex. The record is from RefSeq and is a predicted model, not a curated record. The coding region runs from base 118 to 2058 and encodes 646 amino acids. Gene Ontology annotation, molecular function: protein binding. Gene Ontology annotation, biological process: spliceosomal complex assembly; mRNA splicing, via spliceosome. The transcript has a single exon.
CGUAUCGUACAUCGUUUCUUUCUCAACAUAAUAAUAAUUUCCACUUCGUGCUUUCUUUGGUGGCAUAUCUUCUUCCUUCGUUGUCUGUGACCCCGUCUCUCCUAAAAGUCGGCCACAAUGGCGACGAAAAUGGGGAAGGUCAAGAACAAGGCGCCUGCAGAGAUGCAGGUGACUGCAGAACAGCUGUUACGUGAAGCGAAGGAACGUCAACUGGAAGUUGUUCCUGCACCACCUAAGCAGAAAAUCUCGGAUCCCGAGGAGCUGGCAGAGUAUCGCUUGAGAAAGCGAAAAGCUUUUGAGGAUGAGAUCCGAAAGAAUCGGGUUCUGGUAUCCAAUUGGAUCAAGUAUGCCCAGUGGGAAGACUCGCAGCAAGAGUUGGAGCGAGCACGAUCUGUCUAUGAACGAGCAUUAGACGUUGCCCAUCGUAAUGUCACCGUUUGGCUGAAAUACGCCGAGAUGGAGAUGAAGCGAAAGCAGAUCCAGCACGCGAGGAAUAUCUGGGACCGUGCAGUGACGGUGAUGCCCCGGGCGAACCAGUUUUGGUACAAGUACACCUACAUGGAGGAGAUGCUAGGAAACGUGGCCGGUGCGCGGCAGGUAUUCGGACGCUGGAUGCAAUGGGAGCCAGAUGAGCAGGCGUGGUUCUCUUACCUGAAGAUGGAGCUGCGCUACAAAGAGGUGCCUCGAGCACGGCAGAUCUACGAGCACUUUGUCAUGGUGCACCCGGACGUGAAGAACUGGAUCCGUUACGGGCGCUUUGAGCUCCAGCAUGGCAAUGUGUCGAGUGCCCGAACUGUGUUCGAGCGUGCAGUGGAUUUCUUUGGAGAUGACCACCUUGAAGAGCAGCUGUAUGUUGCUUUCGCGAAGUUUGAGGAACAACAGAAGGAGUAUGAGCGUGCGCGUGUCAUCUACAAGUACGCCUUGGACCGCAUACCAAAGCAAGAAGCCCAGGACCUGUUUAACCAGUACUCUCGGUUUGAGAAGAGAUUCGGUGAUCGCCGUGGUGUCGAGACGGUGGUCGUCAGCAAGCGCCGCUUCCAGUACGAGGAGGAGGUCAAGGCCAAUCCGUGCAACUACGAUGCCUGGUUUGAUCUGCUGCGCCUGACCGAGGAGGACUCAGACGAGGACGCGGUGCGAGAAACGUAUGAACGUGCCAUUGCGAACAUUCCGCCGAGUGCAGAGAAGCGGCACUGGCGGCGCUACAUUUACCUGUGGAUUUUCUACGCAAUGUACGAGGAGCUUGUUGCUGAGGACGUCGAUCGAGCACGGCAAGUCUACAAGGCGUGCUUGGGCAUUAUUCCUCAUCAGCAGUUCACGUUUGCCAAGAUCUGGCUGAUGGCGGCGGAGUUGGAAGUCCGCCAGCGUGACCUGCCAGCAGCUCGUCGCCUGCUGGGAAACGCGAUCGGGCGGUGUCCGAAGGACAAGCUGUUCCACUCGUACAUUGAGAUUGAGCUGCAGCUGCGCGAAUUUGACCGCUGUCGCAUGCUCUUCGAGAAGUUCUUGGAGUACAACUCGGCUAACUGCACGACCUGGAUUCGCUUUGCCGAGAUGGAAACCCUGCUUGGCGACGCGACUCGAGCACGGAGCAUCUUUGAGUUGGCCAUCGAGCAGACUCUGCUGGACAUGCCCGAGGUGCUGUGGAAGGCGUACAUUGACUUCGAGAUCGCUCAGGACGAGCCGGAGAAUGCUCGGCAACUCUACGAGCGUCUGCUUGAACGCACGCAGCACGUCAAGGUUUGGCUGGCGUUUGCCGCGUUUGAAGCUCGGCAGAGUGCCGAGUCGGCUCGCGACAUCUUCCGCCGUGCCGAGAAGUCUGCACGCAGCAGCGGAGGUGAGGCCGAGGAGCAAGUCAUGAUCCUUGAAGCAUGGAGUAAGUUCGAGCAGGAGCAUGGUGAUCCUGAAACGCAAGCCGCCAUUACCAAGCGGCUACCGAAGAAGAUUAAGAAACGCCGCGAGAACGGCGAAGAGUAUUUCGACUACAUCUUCCCCGAAGACAGAGACGCCAACCCGAAUUUCAAGCUACUUCAGAUGGCACACAUGUGGAAGCAAGGGCAAUAACGACCUGUGUACGCGCUCACGUAAUGGUACGUGCCCGUGGGUGCUUGUGUGUGUGUGUGUGUGUGUCUAUCUGUCUGUCUGUCUGUCUGUGCGUUUGUAGUCGUACUCUUUCGUUUUGACAUCCUCUACUUUUUUUGUAUGCAUGUAAAUAUUUUUGUACAGUGUACAUAGUGGACAUUUGCAAGACCAGCUUGCUUGCAAGCUGUAUACAUUCAUACGCUGUAUACAUUCAUGUACAUUAUUUUCGCAGCUCCUUUGUACAUAUCUGCUUUUGCUGUCUUGUUUUUAAAAUACAUGUACUUCAUGAUUCAUUUUGUAUCAUUUAGAAAGAAAAAGUAUGGUAAAUCCUGUAAAACCAUGGCAUUCUUAU